Molecule: messenger RNA, 2567 nt
Organism: Blepharisma stoltei
Lineage: Eukaryota; Ciliophora; Heterotrichea; Heterotrichida; Blepharismidae
Source: the annotation of a GenBank genome assembly
AUGGCAUCAAAACAAAAAUACAACCCAUGCGAUUGUUCUAUAUUUAAUGCAAUUGCAAUGAAAAUACAGCCCCAAUUUGACGAUUAUGCUUUACAAAUCCGUCAGUUUUCGCAAGAAUUGAACUUUUUAUUAACGAUUGCUGAAAGUGACCGUGUCUUUGCUGAAAUGAGUAAAAACGACACAAGGCAAGUUAAAGAAGCCCUAGACAGAUCGUCUACUGCAGAUAUUAGAUUAACUAGGAACUUUAUGACUAUUCAUGCACUUGCUAAAGAAAUUGAUGGGCAACUACAAAGAACAUGGAAAUCUUUAAUUUCUUGCCAAAGUGAUACCAAUAAAGUUUAUUUUCUAUUAAAUGAUUUCAUUCCUGAGGAGUCUGAAAAGCUGACAUUAAAAGUCCAAGAAGUCGCAAAUGAAUGCAAAAUCCAAAACUCCCAGCUAAUUUGAAAAGAAGAAAAAACUGAUGAAAUUUUCGACAAAAAUAUCUCCAAAACUCCAAAAAUAAUGUUCAGUAACUCUAUUAACUCUUUUGAGUGCAAGGACCAAGGGGAUGUCACAUUUAAUUGUAUUAAAAUGCAGAUGCGAGGAUCUCAAAUAUGCAAAAAGAGCGCUCAGCAUGUGCUUGAUGUUUUUAAUUAUAACUCACAAGUCCUUGCAAAUUUAAAUAACCUGCAAAAAGUUUUGCUUUAUUUGAAAUUGUCAUUUGAAAAGGUCGAAAAUAUUUUCCAGACCAUUAUGAGCCAAGCCAAUAUAAAACUUAAAAUUUUCAACCACAUACCUGGGGUAACUAAGGCUUUACUAUUUAAUGAUGAUAAUUUUGCGAUUUUUCUUGAUAAAAUUACGAAACAAGAAAAUAAGGUCAACGAAGAACUGGCAAAAUUGAAUACUUAUAUUAUGUAUUUCCCUAUACAAUUGCAAACUUCUGAUCAAAGCUGCCUGCCAAUUCAUAAUAUUUUGAAUCAAGGGUCAGGAAAAAGCACGUUUUUUGAAAGGCUAAGACAGGUAUAUUCACUUGGAAAAUCAAUUUCAGGGUUUCUAAAGAUUUUGUGUGAGCAAUCAAAAGAGAUGCAUAAAUGUAUGAUUGUGUGCAUUUAGAAUAAUAUAAAUAUUACUAUUUGCAUUAUAAUAGUUAUAUAAUUAAGAAUAAUCAAUUUUUAAUUAAAUUCAAGAAAGCAAAUAGAAGAGUUAGCAAAAUUAAAAUCAGCGAAAAAGCCGAUAAUAUUGGGUUUGCUGUAGAAGUUUCUUUGAGAAGACUUAGCCAGCUUAAAAAAACAAAUAUAGAUGCAAAUAAAGCUUUCUACUACAGACUGAAUAAUAACGUUCUUUACCGCCUUCUCCAUAUGAAAUCGACUAUAUUAAAGAAAUUUCAGCCUCACAGUAUUGCAAUAGGCCUAGGUAUCGCUAGAAAUCGUCUUACCAGCUUAAUGAAAGCUUAUAUAUCAGAUCGCAAAGAAGAUCCUCUAAACUGAGAAAAAAACAUCCGAGUCCUUACAUUAAAGCGAUUUGACCUAGCGUCAAUUGAAAAUAAAGUCCACCAUUCCUAUACACUAAAUACUGCUGGAUGUCACUCUUAUGAGUCAAGCUGAGAGUUGCAAUGUGUCGGAGACGAUAAAUACAUCCCUGAAAAAUCUGAUAAAGAAGAGUCCUCAAAUAAAAGUUCUUCAUCUAGCGGUUCUUCUUCUAGCAGAGUCUCAGAAAGCGAGCUCUCUUAUAAUUCAGAUAGCGACAAAAGUCCUGAAACUCCAGAUCUUACAAGAUAUCGUAAUAAAAUCAGAAGCAGCCAAGAUAUCAAUUUAAAUUCUUUAAAAGAGCUGACUAGAAGCUUAAAUAAUGAAGUCAGGUCAAUUCAUCACAAAGGCUUGAUUGGGUGGAAAAAAAAUUUGAAAAAUCUGAGAAAGGUGGAAGAGAAAUCCUUGGUAAAUAAUGAAGUCAGAAAAAAGUUUAUUGUAGAAAUGGAAAAAAGAAAGGAAUUAAGAAACAAAACAUUAGAAACUAUGAUAGAAAACGCAAAAGCCUUUACCCCUGAAAAGUAUGUAAGAAAACAGGCUAAGAGCCAAGACUUAAGAUCUAUAACUCCAGAACAAAAUUACUUGACGCAGAAAACUGAUAGAGAAAAUGCAAACCAGAAUGAUCAGUCUAUGAAAUAUUCUAAAACUGUGGAUAUAAUCAAGCAUGUGCAAAGCAGGAUUUAUAACAAGUCCUUACAAGAUGUGAUCUCUAAACUAGGAGGAGGUAAUGAAGACACAAAACCAAAGGAAACUCGAAUAGACUCUGCCAGCAAGCGUCUUGGUGAAAAACUGAUCAAUCAAAUUUCUGAGCUGACUUAUGUAAAUGGUAUGGGGAUGCGGAAAACUAUAUCUUUAGUUACAAGACAAAAAGGGGGAUACCUCCAAAAACGAAUAAGUGCUAUCCAGCAAGACCGCUCCUUAUCUCCAUUUCUCAAGCUAAAAAAUAUCCAAGAAGAGUUCUCACAAUAUGGAAAUAACCCAAAUUCUGCAUCACCGCCAAGACCUGGGUCUUCAAUUACCAAAGUCAAAGGGAAAAAUGUUUAUUUAAUGUCUAUGAGCUAA